AACAAUUUCAUAUAAAAGACAAAUUCCCCGUCGUAUCGGCAUCAAUACCUCCUCAUCUAUUCAGACUAUCUCACAUCAAAGAAAACAAGUCACCAUGUUCAAAUUCCUUGUGCUUUCUGUUAUCUUCGCAUUGACCGUGGCCGAACAACUACAACACUAUGUCUCCCCAGAAGCGGGAGCGGAAAUAAAGAGUUACGCCAGCGAUGCUCACCCAGACGGAUCUUAUCAAUACGCUUACGAAACAUCUAAUGGAAUAUCUGUUCAAGAACAAGGUGUUGGCUCACACCAGGCCAGUGGAGGGUUCGCCUACAUAUCACCAGAAGGGCACCCAAUUCAAAUUAAAUACACUGCUGAUGAGCACGGAUUCCAUCCUGAUGGCGCCCACUUGCCAGUCCCACCACCAAUUCCAGACUACAUCUUACGAUCGCUGGAAUGGAAUGCUGCCCAUCCAGAGGAAGAACAUGAAUAUAUCGCCGGACCACAUGCUACAGGCCCCCAUGGUGUAUAUAAACACUAAAACAACUUUUCCUCUAGUAUUCUAGAAAAAAUUUUAUUGUGAUUUUUAUUUAGUUUUUUAGGAAUUUUGUAUUAAAUAAACUUCUGAACUGAU
Messenger RNA from Hermetia illucens (black soldier fly), 610 nucleotides. RefSeq names its product pupal cuticle protein Edg-78E-like. The record is from RefSeq and is a predicted model, not a curated record. Gene Ontology annotation, cellular component: chitin-based extracellular matrix. Lineage: Eukaryota; Metazoa; Arthropoda; Insecta; Diptera; Stratiomyidae. The coding region runs from base 95 to 517 and encodes 140 amino acids. The transcript has 2 exons. Gene Ontology annotation, molecular function: structural constituent of chitin-based larval cuticle.